AUGCACGUUCCAAAGCAAUCAACGUCACCUUCGACUUUGCUUGGUGGUCGAGACUCGGUCUCUUCUCCUAACGCGCUGAUGCGACGACAUGCCGAUAGUCAGCGUCGCCGCGAUACCAACGGUACCAGUCUCAAUGAUUCUCGAGAAAAUCGGAAAAUGCUCAAGUUGGCACUAGCUAAAUCUGUGAUGGAGACGAAGAUGGUGCAGAUGAUGCCAUUGCCUCAAGCAGCCGUAUUUUAUCCAACUAUGGAACAAUUUACUGACCCUAUAAAUAUUGAGCGCGACGCGUCUCGAACUGGUAUUUGCAAGAUAAUUCCUCCGCUUGGAUGGAAUCCUCCAUUUGCUAUAAAUUUUGAGGAUGAUCGUUUGCAUUUUGGCACGAGAAAGCAAAAAAUUCAUAAAUUGCAGGAAGGACAUGCUUAUGGAGAUGGAAGAACGCACACAUUUCGAUCUUUUCGUGCAAAUGCAACGGCGUUUAAAGAUCAUUGGUUCAAAUCAAGAGGAUUAGACCCAAACAAAAUCACGUCGAUUGAAAUUGAGCAGGAAUACUGGCGUGUUAUUCAAACUGGACAACCAAAAAUUGAGGUGGAGUAUGCCAAUGAUCUUGACAUCGCACAGGUCGGCAGUGGGUUCCUACGCUCAACGAAGCGAUUUGCAUCCCAAUCUUCAAAAGGAAAGGAAACAAUUGAUUUUAAGAAUCAGGAAUAUUACAGAAACACAGGGUGGAAUUUAAAUAAUCUCCCAGACGCCUAUGGUUCACUACUUCGACACUUGGGUGCCGCAAUCAAUGGAAUAAAUGUGCCUUGGCUGUAUUGCGGCAUGUUAUUUGCGUCAUUUUGCUGGCAUGUUGAAGACAACUUUAUGUCCAGUAUUAACUAUCAACAUUUAGGCGCGAGUAAGCGGUGGUAUGGAAUUCCUUCCUCGGAUGCCGACAAGUUUGAAGCUGUGAUGAGGGCGCAAUUACCUGAGCGUUUUCGAGCGAAUCCAGAUCUACUCCUUCAUUUGACUACUAUGGUGCCACCGACUGUUUUGAAAGAUCGAGGUGUAAAGGUGUAUACUAUUGUUCAGCAACCCGGAGAGAUCAUUGUGACAUUUCCAAAGGCGUAUCACAGUGGUUUUAGCGAAGGGUUUAAUUGCAAUGAGGCUGUAAACUUUGCCCUACCGAAUUGGAUUGAUUAUGGACGAGAGUGCGUUGAGAUGUACCGCAAGUAUGGACGUUUAUCUAUCUUUUCACAUGACCGGUUCGUAUUUCAUUUUGGAUCGACACAAAAUCUAGCAGAGUACACUGUUGCAGACUGUGAAAUUUUAUUAAAGGAAUUGCGGCGAUUAUUUCACGAAGAACGAGAUUAUAAAAAAUCGUUUUUAACGGAUGGAUUAGUAAAUGUUGACGAGUUUAGUGGUGAUGUCAUGCUGGAUGAGCAGUCGAUGAAAGUAGAUGAUGUUCGACAAUGUUUCCGUUGCAAGCACAAUGUAUUUUUUUCGGGCGUCAUUUGCUCAUGCAAUCCAAAUCGUUUAGCGUGUUUGCGGCAUACAAAAGAUAUGUGCAGUUGUUCAAUGAGAAAGCGGACAUUGCUGCAGUGGGUGAGUACUGCUGAAUUGAGAUAUGCGAUUCGACGUGUACAAAUGAAGAUGCGUGCUUUAAAAAAUCAAAGUUGUCAGCAAGAUGUGAGUCUGACUCAAGCCGAUCACACUUCCAAACCCCAUACAAAUGGCAUAGUGACGGCAAGUAGCGAAGGCAAUUACAUUUUAAAAAAACGAAGCGGGAGUCGCGUUAGAGCGUAA
Molecule: messenger RNA, 1782 nt
Organism: Plasmopara halstedii
Lineage: Eukaryota; Oomycota; Peronosporomycetes; Peronosporales; Peronosporaceae
Product: retinoblastoma binding protein 2
Exons: 6
Coding region: 1-1782 (593 amino acids)
Biological process (GO): chromatin remodeling
Cellular component (GO): nucleus
Molecular function (GO): histone demethylase activity
Source: RefSeq, a predicted model, not a curated record